AUGUCCACUCUUCGAUAUGAUUUAAUUUAUGCAACAAAGAAUAGAAUAGUAAUGUUAACAGAUACUAAUAUUCAUAAUGAUAUACAUAUGCGAUUUGUGUUCCAACAACAAAUACUUCUUGCUGAUAAAAUUCUUACAAGUGAAGAAAAAACUUUUGCAAUAAGGUCAUUAACUAAAAAUUAUGAUCGAGAUAAAGUUAUGCUUAAUGAUGGUACAAGAAGAAUUUGUGAAAAUUGUAACCAAGAAUGUUUAGCUACAUUAUAUUGUGAAUAUUGUGUUCGAAAUUAUUUAAAAGAAAAUUUCUCAAAUUGGACGUCUGGAAAUGAUGGUAUUGAUGAUUUAAUACAGAAUUGUCAAUUGGAAACAAUUAGACCAAAUGUGAUAGUUGAAUGGAUCCCAUAUAGUAAUUUAAAAAAUAUUAAAUAUUUAACAAAAGGUGGAUUAUCUGAAAUCUAUACAGCAGACUGGAUUAAUGGAAGUUAUGAUGAAUGGGAUUCUAAGAGACAACAAUUAAUAAGAUUUGGAGAUGAAAAUGUAAUACUUAAAAGGUUAGAAAAUGUUAAAAGUGCAAAUCAAGGUUGGUUUGAAGAGGCUAAAUCACAUUUAACCAUAAGUAAUAAAUGGCCAGAUAUUGUUCAAUGUUAUGGAUUGACACAAGAUAUAUCAAAUGGAAAUUAUAUGCUUGUAAUGAUGAAAAUGGAUAUAGAUUUAAGAAAAUAUUUACAACAAAAUCAUAAUCAACUCACAUGGAAAGAAAGAAUUGGGAUUGCUUAUGAGAUAAUUCUUUCACUUUAUUAUAUUUAUUGUGAAAAUGCAAUUCAUAGAGAUUUGCAUUCUGGAAAUAUAUUAUAUUCACAAUUUAAUGAUUCUUGGCAUAUUAGUGAUCUUGGAUUUUGUGGACCUGCAGAUAAAUCAUCAAAAAGUAUAUAUGGGAAUCUUCCUUACAUAGCACCUGAAAUUAUUGUUGGAAGAGAAUGUACUUUUGCAUCUGAUAUUUAUAGUAUUGCAAUGCUUAUGUGGGAAAUCUCAUCUGGACAACCACCAUUCAUAAAUUAUGAACAUGAUUAUGACCUUGCAAUGAACAUUAUUAAUGGUAUAAGGCCAAAAAUUGUGACAGGAACUCCAUUAGAAUAUAAAAAUUUAAUGAUACAAUGUUGGGAUGCUGAUCCAUUAAAGAGACUUGAUGCUGACGCACUUGCGACCAAAAUGAAAAGACUUAUUUUAGAUUAUCAAAAUAUGUCAGAUAAAUCAUUUCAACCAGAAAUAGAUAAUUUAGAAAUGAAUAAAGUAAAAGGAAAUUAUGCGAGUAGCAGAUUAUUUACAAGUAAAAUUCAUCAAUUUGCUGAAAAUCUACCCGAACCAAAAAAUGCAACAGAAGAAGAACAAGAAGCAUUUCAUAGUAAAUCAUAUGAUUUUAACAUUCCUGAUGAUAUUAAUGAUUUUAACGGGUCAAAUAAGCAGAAUAGUGGCAAAUCAUCGAAAAUAAUUGAUAUUUUUAAAGGUAGCAGUAAAAGAUUAUCUAAAGUAUUUAAAAAGUUGCAAAUGAAUUCAAAUAAUGAUGAAAAAGAAAUAACUCAACAACAACAAACAAAAAAGCAAAAUAUUAAUAUUGAUGAUGAUGAUGAUAUACAUAAUAAUCCAAAUCUUCAUUCAAAUGAACAAGAUGAAUUUGAAAUUCCUGAUGAUGGAUUUUAA
Rhizophagus irregularis DAOM 181602=DAOM 197198 is the source of this 1695-nucleotide messenger RNA. RefSeq lists its product as uncharacterized. The record is from RefSeq and is a predicted model, not a curated record. Lineage: Eukaryota; Fungi; Glomeromycota; Glomeromycetes; Glomerales; Glomeraceae.